AUGGUGUCGUUGAGCUUCAAGGUUUUGGCGGCCAUGGUCGCUGCCGCCGCUGUCCAGGCCAACAGCGAGUUUGAGCUCGAGGCUCGUGAUUGGGAGGCCCGCCGCUUGGUCCCGCGCAAUUUUGAACUCCUCACGACCAAGCUUACACUGUUGGUGCACAAGGAUAGCUUCAAGACGGUUACCAAGUACAAGACCGUCACCGUCACCGCAGACUGUGGGGCCACAACGACGUUUUCCGACCCGGCCCCCAGUUCCACAGAAACGUUCUCAGCCCCGACGGAGACCUCGUCCACAACGGACAGUACUGUCCCCACGACCACCACGGAUUCGUUCCCGCUCCCUACUUUGACGGAUCCAACCACCUCCAGCGAUACAUUCACAAUUCCGUCGGAUACGUUGACCGCUGGGCCCAGUGUAACUGACACUGGUGCCACCAGUCUCCCGACUAGCAGUUUCACUGAUACGAUUGGCGUACCGGGUGGAAACGCAACCACCGAUCCUGGAGCGACGACGACGGCGGGUACCGAGACAGCUCUCCCGACCUUCAGCGAUACGGUCGUUCCUUCCGGUACCGUAGCCGGCGGCUCCAACGCCACAGACCCGUUCGGGAGCCCGACCAGCGACCCGUUAGCGAGCCCGACUAGCGACCCGUUCGCGACCACGACCACCAUCACUUCUGACCCACUGGCCUCUCCGACGAGCACCCCAGCCGCGGAUCCACUUGGUAUCUUUGGACCGUCGACCGAGACUACGGAUGUGACGCUCGUAACUGACCCUACGGCACCUACACCGACCGCCCCAUCAAUCGCGAAGCGCAUGAAAAUCGGUCGUUGGAAUUAG
Rhizoctonia solani is the source of this 840-nucleotide messenger RNA. RefSeq lists its product as uncharacterized. Bases 1 to 840 code for a protein of 279 amino acids. NCBI's taxonomy places the organism in Eukaryota, Fungi, Basidiomycota, Agaricomycetes, Cantharellales, Ceratobasidiaceae. The record is from RefSeq and is a predicted model, not a curated record. The transcript is spliced from 5 exons.